Messenger RNA from Tachysurus vachellii, 3058 nucleotides. RefSeq names its product protein-O-mannosyltransferase 2 (gene pomt2). Gene Ontology annotation, cellular component: membrane; endoplasmic reticulum. Gene Ontology annotation, molecular function: dolichyl-phosphate-mannose-protein mannosyltransferase activity. The record is from RefSeq and is a predicted model, not a curated record. Bases 268 to 2541 code for a protein of 757 amino acids. Gene Ontology annotation, biological process: protein O-linked glycosylation via mannose. The transcript is spliced from 21 exons. Lineage: Eukaryota; Metazoa; Chordata; Actinopteri; Siluriformes; Bagridae.
CUCGCAGAAGAAGAACUUGUAGUAGAAGUUAAACGCGAAUCCUCCUGGAUAGUAAACACAGCAGGUUUCGGCUAUGCAGAUGCAUUUCUGCCAUGUUUAUUGCUCAUAUGCUUUAUUCGACCGUCUACUGGAGCUUUAAUUGAGAUGAAAUGAGAUUAAUUUUUGUGGCAGCUCCAGCACUACAAAGCUGACUGGGUUAACCGACCGCUCGUUAGUCUUUUCUUUAACAUUAAUACCUCUCUGCAUCAUUUUCCAUCUCUCAACCUGAUGGAAGAAAGUUUCAGGGAAGAUCAGAAUGGCGUUCGGAGCGUUGUACGGAACCGGAGUUCGUGCACGCGCACGGAGAAGGCGCGCGCCCGUGGCACACAUGAACGCGCGCACGUUCACGCUUCAGACUCCUACAGACGGUCCUGUUUAAACGGAUCGUCUCCAAGUUUGUCCAUGAGCCGUUAUAACCGCAGUGAUGUCUGGUCAGUGUGUCCUGUGCUCACAGUGCUGCUUCUGUCCGUGUGCACCCGCUUCUACAAGCUCCCUGAGCCGCCGCACGUGUGCUGGGAUGAGACCCACUUUGGGAAGAUGGGCAGCUAUUAUAUUAACCGCACCUUUUUCUUUGAUGUUCAUCCUCCACUUGGCAAGAUGCUGAUUGGCCUAGCAGGAUACCUGACCGGUUACGACGGCACCUUUCCUUUCAUUAAACCAGGGGACAAAUAUGAGCAUCACAACUACUUGGGGAUGAGAGGGUUCUGCGCAGCUCUCGGCUCCUGUCUGCCUCCUUUUGCUUUCUUGGUGGUCUGGGAGCUGUCUCGUUCUACUACAGCUGCUCUCAUAGCGGCUUACCUUCUCAUUUUCGACACUGGAUGUAUCACCCUCUCGCAGUACAUCCUGCUCGAUCCCAUCCUCAUGUUCUUUAUUAUGGGAGCUGUUCUGAGCAUGGUCAAAUUCAAACAGGAAAGAAACAGACCCUUCAGCUGGUCCUGGUGGCUGUGGCUGCUUCUGACAGGAGUGAACCUCGCUGGCUCUCUAGGGGUGAAGUUUGUAGGGCUGUUUGUCAUCUUACUAGUGGGCAUCAAUACUGCUUGGGACCUCUGGAAACUGCUGGGAGAUAUUAGUCUCUCUCUGGUGGAUUUUGCCAAGCACUUGGCUUCUAGAGUGUUUGGGUUGAUAAUGAUUCCCUUGUUCCUGUACACUACAAUAUUUGCUGUUCAUUUUGUCAUCUUAAAUAGAAGUGGUCCAGGAGACGGUUUCUUCAGCUCAGCUUUUCAGUCUCGCCUGACUGGAAACAACCUGCAUAACGCCACCAUGCCAGAAUACUUAGCAUAUGGCUCAGCAAUAACAGUGAAGAACCUGCGAAUAGCUGGAGGAUAUCUUCAUUCCCACUGGCACCUGUAUCCAGAGGGGGUCGGAGCCCAACAGCAACAGGUCACAGCUUAUCUGCACAAAGACUUUAAUAAUCUGUGGCUCGUCAAGAGACCUGAUGAUGAUGAUCCCUCAGCGAGUCCCGAGCUCAUCCGACACGGUGACAUCAUUCGGUUGGAGCACAAAGAGACCUCACGCAACCUGCACAGUCACUUUCAUGAAGCACCACUGACUAAGAAGCACCUUCAAGUCACAGGCUAUGGCAUUAAUGGUACAGGCGAUCCCAAUGAUCUCUGGCAGGUGGAGGUGUGUGGAGGAAAGAAAGGUGACCCGGUGAAGGUGUUGCGUAGUAAAGUGCGCUUCCUGCAUCGUUCAACUGGCUGUGUGCUCUAUUCCUCAGGCAAGAUGCUCCCGAAAUGGGGCUGGGAGCAGGCAGAGGUGACAUGUAGUCCAUACUUAAAGGAAACUCCAAACUCCCAGUGGAACAUUGAAGAUCACAUCAACCCCAAAUUGCCCAACAUCAGUUUGUGUGUGCUAAAGCCUUCCUUCCUGGAGAUCCUACUUGAAUCUCAUGUUGUUAUGAUUAGGGGAAACAGUGGCCUAAAACCUAAAGACAAUGAAGUUAACUCCAAACCCUGGCACUGGCCUAUCAACUAUCAGGGCUUGAGAUUUUCUGGAGUGAAUGAAACAGAGUACCGUGUGUAUCUUUUAGGGAACCCGGUGAUCUGGUGGCUGAAUCUGUUCACUCUGGGUCUGUUUCUUGUCAUGGUGUGUGUGUUUACUCUGGCCAUACAGAGAGGAGCUAAACUCGAGGGAGGGAGGAAAGCACGCUGUCAGGUUCUUCUAGAAGGUGGUGGAAUGCUGUUCUUGGGAUGGAUGCUGCAUUACAUGCCCUUUUACAUCAUGGGGCGAAUUCUCUACUACCACCACUACUUUCCUGCCAUGCUCUUCAGCAGUAUGCUUACAGGAAUAACACUGGAUGCACUUUUGCAGAAUGCUGAUUUCCUGUUUUGUCCAGCUGUAUCAAAGUGCAUUUUAAGAGCAGGUCACAUGGUGAUACUGUUCGGACUCCUCUACAGCUUUUACCUGUUCCACCCUCUGUCCUACGGCAUGAAGGGGCCGCUUGCUCAUGAUCCUGCCUCCUCCAUGGCGGGACUCAGAUGGUUGGACUCCUGGGAAUUUUAAAGUGUUUUGACAUAAUACAUGGUGCAGGAAAAACAGAUGAUCUAUGAACUGGUCUAGAGACUAGAGAGCUGCUGAAACAGUGACAUUACUUUUUACGAGAUCGUUAUUAAAUAUGCUAGAUUUGCUAACUUAUAAAUGAUGACAUUAAAAUGUCCUCAGUAUUGUAAAGCAUUAAUUAUUUAAUUGUUCGUUUGUAGGCUUGUUGGAUAUACAUUACAACUAUAAACAACUCCAGGUUUCAGUGAAAUAAACAAUCACACAAAGUGCCUUUUAGGUCAUAAAUAUAUUAGAAGUAGCGACCUUUCACUGAUAUAGUGGAUUAGCGCUGAAAGGACGUUUCUUGGAGUUCUGGAAAUCUCACUUUCUUGUUUUGGAGGAUUUCUACAUUAUGGUCAAAGUUUUUAAAUAUUUGUUUGCAGUAUCUGAUAGUAGCUGUCAAUAUCCAGUCUGUGAAAUUGUACAGAUUGGAUUGUCCAGCAGAUCAUUUUAAUGUAAAUAUUAAAUAUUUUUUAGAAAA